CUCAAUUGUUUCAGGUGUCCCACAGAUCAAUGCUUGCCAUGCCAGCAAGGCCUGCCGGCUGGCUGUGGAAUGCAUAGACCGGCUCCCCCGCUCCUCCCCCUGGAUCAAUUACAGACUAAAAAAGUCAGAUAUUCAAUUACAGUUGUUGGAUAAAUAGGUGUACAAUUUUACAUAUUUUGAAGUUUUCAAGCUAAACAGAUCCAGGGAUUGGACGGCGUAUCAACACCCACGCACACAGCAUCAACGACCUGCUGCAUGAAAUCGAUCUACCUCAAACUUUUUACGUUGGCCUGUAUACUGGCCCAGGUACUUGCCGACGAAUGUAACCAGGAGUUGAAGGUCAAUUCGCAACAAGACCUGGAUUCGAUACGUCAGUGUCGACUGUUUACGGGCACGAUUACCGUGGAUCAGACCGACGCGUCUUCGCUCAAAUUCAACGGUGUGGAGACGUUGGAUGGUAGUGUUAUCCUGACAGGCAAUAAUGCAUUAACACAACUGUCCUUUCCUCAACUUGUGUCCGUGAGCAAUCAAAUCAAGUUGGAAAAUAACAGGGCCCUCGUCUCGGUCGACUUUCCCAUGUUGCAAAGCGUUCGAUCAUUUGAAAUCAUCGUGCAUCCAGCUUUGCAAGCGCUCAGUUUCCCUGCUGAACUUUCCCAUAUCGACACCUUUACCGUGACAGAUACAACAAUUACACGUGUCGAUGGCUUGAAAGCAGCGCAGAUUCGCGAUUUUACCGUGACCAAUAAUAUUUACCUAAAGAGCGUGACCGCCAGCAAUAUGACCGCGAUCAACGGCAUGUUAAUGAUUGCCGACAACUCUCCCGGCUUUAGUCUCGAUUUAUCAUCGGUGCAGUCCGUGCGUUCGAUUGUAUUCCGUACCGUGGGCACUUUGAAUCUGAGUCAGCUGUCGAAAAUCAAUGGCGAUGUCGCGCUAAUUGCCAAUUCUUUUGACGAGUUUGCACUGUCCAAGCUUCAGAGUAUCGAUGGCACAUUGACAAUCUCCAACAAUAAACGGCUGUCGAAGUUAUCCUUCCCGGAAUUGACGCGCCUAGGCGGCACCUUGUCUAUUACUGAUAACCCCGAAUUGAAUACCAUUGAUGCUUUCGCUAAGCUUCAAGAAGUGAUUGGAACAUUGGAUGUGACAGGAGACUUUGCCGAACUGAGACUACCUGAUUUGAACGAUGUACGCGGUGGGUUGAAUGUGCAAACGUCUAGCAACAAGUUUUCAUGCCAGGAUAUGGAGAAACUAAGGAAUGGGGUGAUCAAAGGCAAUUCGUACACAUGCAAAGCGGCCGUGAUAAACCCUAAAUCCGGCAUUUCCCGUGGAAAUGGCGGUGGUUUAGGCACCAGUGCUGCUUCCAUGACAUUGAUCCAUCCUCGCUGGUCAGAUCUGUUCGUCGUCCUGGGAACCGUCAGUGCCCUGUUCAUCCUGGUCUUUUAAUCUUUACCAUCCAGCGAGUAUUAUUAUUCACGCUAUACUGGCAAUCGUCAUUAUAGUAUGUUAAAAAUCUCCAUUCCCAAUUAUGCUUUUGCUAUCAAAAGAAAGGAAUGAAAAGCAUCGAAAAGAGGCCAAAAAAAA
This is a messenger RNA of Radiomyces spectabilis, 1578 nucleotides long. RefSeq lists its product as uncharacterized. Bases 256 to 1440 code for a protein of 394 amino acids. The transcript has 3 exons. Gene Ontology annotation, biological process: fungal-type cell wall organization. Gene Ontology annotation, cellular component: fungal-type cell wall; plasma membrane. The record is from RefSeq and is a predicted model, not a curated record. Lineage: Eukaryota; Fungi; Mucoromycota; Mucoromycetes; Mucorales; Radiomycetaceae.